Molecule: messenger RNA, 1094 nt
Organism: Drosophila nasuta
Lineage: Eukaryota; Metazoa; Arthropoda; Insecta; Diptera; Drosophilidae
Product: aminopeptidase N
Exons: 4
Coding region: 88-1014 (308 amino acids)
Cellular component (GO): membrane; cytoplasm
Source: RefSeq, a predicted model, not a curated record
GGUUCGUGGGUGACGCCCAAUUGGUGGAAUGAUGCCCAUCUUAAUAAAGCAAUUGCUAGUUUUUUGGCGUCUGAUAUUGUAUUAGAGAUGGAUGGAGGCGUUGAAUUUAAUGGAAAAUAUCCAAUGACUACACUGUAUUCAUUGUAUUACGAAUUCAGUAAAAGAUACCCACAUUCACGUAUAACUGGAAUGAAACAAGAGACAAUUUCACAUAAAACAGAGUUAGUAUUACGAAUGCUUAAUUUUACGUUGAGCAAAAAAUCUUUUCAAAUUGGAAUACGAAAUUUCAUUUUGGAAUAUCAAUAUAAGACAUUUUGUGGAGAUGACUUUUGGGAAUCUUUAAACUCACAAUCACUAAAAGAUGGAACACUUAAGCCUCAUUUAAAUGUGGGGGUCAUCGUAAAUACUUGGUUUGCAUAUCACCGUCUUCCAGUAGUCAAAGUCCUUAGAGAUUACACUGAAAAAACGGCAAUUCUGCAGCAAAAAGUGUAUCUAAGAGAACGGCCGCAUGAUGUUCCAGAACAAGAAAAAAUGCUUUGGUGGAUUCCAAUUCUACUUAAUAGACAGGAUGGUCUGAAUUUUUCAAGUGGUUGUCCUUAUCUCUGGAUGGAGAAUAAGAAGCAAAUAAAUAUACAAAAUAUGCCCGAAAAAGAUAAAUUUAUAAUUAUAAAUUAUGAAGAAAUUGCACCUUUUCCAGUUAAUUACGACAAUAAAAAUUGGAAAAUGUUGUCAGAUUUCUUACAAACUGACAAUGGAAGGAAACAAAUUCCACCAUAUACAAGGGCAAAAUUACUACAUGAUGCUUGGAAUCUUGCUUUUGCAGGGGAUCUUAGUUUUUCAGCUGCCCUAAACAUGACUCUAUUUAUAAAAUAUGAGCGGAACCACAUUGUUUGGAAUCCAGUUUUUACAUUUAUAGAUCAAAUUGGACGACAUAUAGAUGAGUCGGAAGUACAUGCAAAAUUUGAGUCCUACGUUAUAUUUUUGUUGGCUCCUUUUUUACGAAGAGUUAGAUGAAGAAGUCUCAAUCGAAGACAACUGGAAAACUGACAUUCGUACAUUAACCAAAAGGUUCUUAUGCCUAGCUGGUUAUAAAC